AUGGAACCAACCGCACACGGUGGCACCUCGUCAGCCAUCGCAGCAGUGGCACAAGCGCUUUGCUACAAAAGGGGCCAUAUUGUUUCAUCUGGCGCUCCAACCUACGACACAGUUACCCACGGGGCGUCGGGCAUGAUCAUCCAUUUAGCCAUUGAGAUCAUGACCAAAAGUCUGAAGAAGGUACCGCUGUCUGAGAUUUCCAAGUUCAACGUUGUUACUUUGGUGCUGGCCAGUGGCCGGCUGUCACUACCGGUAUACUUCCUCACCGUCUCUUGGAGGGUGGUGAAGUUCACCACACGGCUCGGAGACGCCAACAGAUCCCUUGAACCGGGAGGCGCGAGACUGAGACCUGGGUUUAUCGCCCCCGAGCCACGGUCCGUGGUCUCGAGAUGGCAGUGCCCGUACGAAUCAUCGCGGAAAACAAACUUGCCUCGGUUGACAGAGAAGGAGUACUGCGAUGCGGCGUACGUCACGCCGCCGUCGUUGCUGUGGGUGAUGAUGUUGUUUGAGCUCGGGCUAGACCCAAAGGGCAGCACUUUUCCGGAGCGCUUUUCUUGUGAGAAUGGUCCUUCGCGGCGGAGGGUGACGUGAUGAGAUUUCUGAUUGGUUUCCUUGUCGACGACGACGACGACAAUGUCUUUGUUGGCGAGAUCUUCAAAU
Molecule: messenger RNA, 660 nt
Organism: Lasiosphaeria miniovina
Lineage: Eukaryota; Fungi; Ascomycota; Sordariomycetes; Sordariales; Lasiosphaeriaceae
Exons: 5
Coding region: 1-591 (196 amino acids)
Source: RefSeq, a predicted model, not a curated record